Molecule: messenger RNA, 19291 nt
Organism: Apis cerana (Asiatic honeybee)
Lineage: Eukaryota; Metazoa; Arthropoda; Insecta; Hymenoptera; Apidae
Gene: by
Product: focal adhesion protein tensin
Cellular component (GO): focal adhesion
Molecular function (GO): protein binding
Source: RefSeq, a predicted model, not a curated record
CCCGUUUCGUUCAAUAUAGGAUCCCGGGGAUAGAGAAACGGGGACAGGGAUAUUUAUCCCCCCCCCUUCCCUCCUCAGAUUUUUCGAGGCUUGGAUCGAGAGACAAGUUCAAAAAUUGCGUAUUCGAAAAUGAUGGCCGGCAAUUUUCGUCUCGCUUCCCUCGUAGAACCGAUCCGUAUAAUUUUUAAUCGGAUGGAACGAACGCGAUCUUAUAAUGAGGUAUAAUCGAUGUCAAUUUCAAUAAUUACGCGAGAUUACACGUGUAUUUGAUGAUACGCAGCAAGAUCGGCAGAAGAAUGCCGAUGAUGCAUGUAUCGGGCGAGCCGAGUCGAGCGAUCAUUACGAUCCGUUCCACCUCGCGUAAGCAAUUUCUUCUUGUCGGUUUCUAGAUCGACUGUGCCCGCUAAUGCGAAAGCAGAUUUAUCGCGGCGCGCGUUCCUACGUGUCGAAGAAGCGAUGAGAAAUUGGCCGCGGCCAAUGAAAAUCAGAACGAUACGGUUGUACGUAACUCGCGAGCGAUGCAUCUUCCACCUAGUGUCUCUCUCUCUCCCUCUUCCCCUUCCCCCUCUUUCUCCGCUUCAGUCAGGAUGAAAUGGACCUUAACGAGAGAGACCGGGCUGCGCAACUGCGAUAUCUGUCAAGACGUUUCCUCGUCCGCAUCGCAACGAUCGAUCUUUAUUUCUCCGCGAAUCUCUCUCCCUCUCCCCCUCUCCUUCUCGCCUUCUUUUGUGUCAGCCCAGACCGGAAGAGAAAGUGGCGAAACCGAGGCGGAUUCUCUCGGGCAGAAAAACCGCGACGUCUCGUCGCACGUCGCGUCCAAUGAUCGCUCGUUCCCUCGCGCGGACCUGAAUGGACGCGCGCGUUGGAAAAAGACGUGGGCGUAGCAGUGACGUAACCGUAAUUCCCCUCGCGGCAGAAUCCUUCGAUCCUUGGAGAUGAUAAACGGGGGUACCGUUACGGCGCGUUGGACGCGCGCGGCCUUACUUUACAACCGCCGCUCGCUCGUCCACGGAACACGAUCGUCCCGUACCCUCUUUUUAUUCCCCCUUGAGGGGACGUGUUUUUUCAUUAUCAUAAGGUAGCCAGGGAGUAUCGUAAAGUGUGCGAGUUAUUUCGACCCCCGCCUAUUACGUACCUCUUUAAAUCUCUGCGUUUCCCUCCCGGUCUUAUUUACGCGAAGGAGGUCUCGUCCGCGAUAAUGAAAAAGAAAGGGAGAAGAGAGUAUAUACUGGCCCUCCCUGUCCUUCGAGAAACGAUUAAUAAAUCGCGAAGCAACGACGGGGGACGGGGAUGGGGAGGAAAUUUCGUGGAACGGGGGGAUUAUUAUUCUCUUAACUCGUCCCGUCAAUUAAGCGCGAGAUAGCCUCGUUCGUGAUAGAUGAAAAAAGGCAUGGAAGAAAGCUACUCUCGUUUCACUUUCGUUCCGCGCUCAUCCUCGCUCGGCUGGUUAUGUUAAUUCCCGUGAAAUUCGAUGAAAUUCUCCGCGUUCUAACACGUAAGUUUCGCGCGAUUAAUCGUCGGUGGAGAAUGGUUUAUAUUUAGAAAGCGGAGGGGGUGGAGCGAGAAGUUUGACGAAGGGAAAUAACCUGUGAAUAAUUCACGAGGAGCUAGCGAAAGAUUAAUGGAUGCCAAUUGACUCGGUGAAUCGAAAGGAUUCGCUGAUGCAAAGAUGCGAGGCGAGCUAGGCAGAUAGAUGGGUGGCUCUGUUCCUGGAGCGUGUGGGCCUCGAUAGCGGGCGGCUGGAUGGGAACGCGCGCGUAACAAAAACGCGCGUAACAAAAAAAAUAUAACACGCGGCCGGAUUCGUUUUUCAAAGGAUCGCGCGGCUGUGGCGAGCCGCGAUUGGCGAAACGGCCACGUCCUCGUGGUGAUCCCGGCGACCUUGAAGCCGUGGCUACCAUAACAUCGACGAACAGCCUCGCCUCUCAUCCCUCCGCAUCCCUUCUUCUUCCAGACCUCCGGCCGUAUAAUAUCGAUAUAUUAGGCAGCGUUCACAACGGGCUCCUUCUCUCUUCGUUUUCCUCUUCGUUCGUUUCUUCCGUUCAAAGUCCCUUUUUAAGGCUUCCACUUCGCGUCUCCUCCCCGCCGUGUCGAUAUUCACAAAGAAAUCACAACGAUCACGAUUCUAAUUCCAUCUCGAAUGAUUAAAUUGCACGGAUGAAAGGGGAAAGACGAAUGGAAAAAGCGAAGGAAGAAUGGUAAACUUUGCGGAAGAAGGUUGAGCGACGGGUAAACGAAAUUUCUUUGAAGUCGAAAAUGAACUAAACAUUUGCUCUAAUAAUUCGACUGCCUAUGGCAAAGGACAGCCUUUUCCUUUCCUGCUUUAUAAAACGCACACCUGGUUUGGACGUUUAAUUACGUUGCACGAGCUUGCAGUACAUACUUUGCCUGAUACACGACUGUCCUGAAUUAAAGCACGGCAAUAUCGACUGAUAUAUUCACUGGCACGUGAGGAUAUCAAAUAAAGAGAUCAAAUAAGAGUAUCCAGUCGAAAGAAUUUAACGGAAAGAUUUUUGGGAAAGGAGAAAAGAAAUGGCGAAGAAUAUCUAGGAAGAUCUCCAAAGGCGACAUUGCAGAAAUCCAAGAAUAGCUAUCGAGUGGGGCUAAAACUGCAAAGUAACCGGCGCAAAAAUACUACGCGACGUGACACGCCAAGUGUAUAUAACUGAUCGAUCGUGACAAACCAGACAGGAGAACCCCUUGAUCGAAGUGGCCUCCUCUUUCUCUCGCUCGAGAAGACUACUAACACUUGACCGCGCCGAGUCAAUCGAGUGCAAUCGAACUUUGUUCUUUCUUUCCUUAUUGCGUGGACGACCGCAUGCGGACCGUCUAGGUGCCGGGGAAAAAUGCCUCGUCGCGACGAGUGGCCAGAGAACGCGUAUAUAUACAUAUCCACGCUCGGUAAACCUUGCGACCGAAAGAGAGCAACGAGAAGGAAGAACAAACACGAUCCGAUCGGAUGGAUCUUUCAUAUAUAUAUACACACGAGCAGUCCCAUCGAAGUGGGUUAACGCGUAAAACGUUCAAGAUGUGCGGCUGAAGAAAGUCGUAACUCAAAGGUGAUCCGGCCACUCGUUAUUAUUCAUGGAGAUUGGAAUUGGGUCAGGGAGUCUCGAUCGAUUACGUUCACGAUCGUGGGUCCUCGAAAGAGAAUCGUCGAUGGGAUCGUCGUCUCGGAAAGAGAGAUCUCGAAUUCGUGAAACGGAAUCUUCCUUCUCGAUCUUCGCGCGUCUACGCUUAAUCGCGUUUCACGGGUAUGUAUGUAUAUAUGUGGGUCAGUGAGACGAAUCGACAUCUGCUUGUGCACUCCCCUUAUCGAUCGGCGCCUUAUCGGGAGUAAACAUGGAAAGGCUUGGUUGUACUACGCAGAUAAGGGACGGCGGCCUACCAAGUCGACGGAGAGAAUUCAUUCAUUCUUUAUUCGAGCCACUACGGCAAAUGACAACGACGAGUCCCGUAAUUGAGCGGGAACUUUGGGAGCUUUGACCGGCGAUUAAACGAUCGUCGACGUGCUUUAUCGCGGUUGCUAAGGUCGACCGGAUAUUGUUUGCUCGAACUGGUAUAUACACCGAGGGAGGGAACGAUCCGAGGACCGAUCGAAGUAUAUUUUAUUUGGGGAGGAUGGGGGGAGGGGGCAGAAGAUUAAAAGAGCAGCACUGUUUGUAUCGACGAAACGAACCAUGCGAGAUUCGAUACGAGGGAAAGGAAUGAAAAAAAGGAGAGAGAAACUCGAAUCCAGCUAUCGAAACUGCGUCUAGAACUACUAGCGUGCGAGCGCGGGGGAGAUCCGCUCGAACAAAUAAUCCUCCUCGUCGGGCGAAGCGCAUCGAAGAAGAGUUAUUCUCGAUCGAGAAUAGCUUCGCGUAUUCGUGGGCUGUUCACCUCGUCGCCUCCAAGGCCGAAUGAAUGAUAAACGAAAAAGGUUACGGUCUCGUCCAGUGUUCGCAACACGAUGAACACUCGAGCUUUGGUGCUCGAGCUCUCCGCCGAUCGACCAACCAGUCUGCCCAGCCACCCACUUUAAUCUGCCACCCACGGAGGUGUGUGUAUAACCAAGGCGUACACUGUUCUCCAGUGUUUGCAUUCCUUCUCCUCGGCUCUCCUGUCAUUCGAGCACGGACCGCACGAAAACGCGCCAUGCCCGCCGCGUUCAUCGUCCGCCUCUACUUGGAAUAAAAUACGAUUCUUCCUCCCUCUUACGUACACGAACCAGACGAAAUGAUCUCUCGUGGAAAUGAUUCACGCGUAUUAUUACAAGAGAAAGUGUUAUAUUUCUCGAAGAAUCGUCGAGUGGAAUCGGCGAUAAUUUUUUCUUCUUCCUCUUUUUCGUUUAUUCUUUUACUUCUCUACCUUUUUAUCUUUUUUCAUAUGUAUCGUAUUCCUUCCCUCUGCGAAAUUUUUUUAAAGCUUAAAACUUAAAACUCGAUAUUAUUUCGACGUUGCAUUUCGGAUCGUUGAUUCAUAAAACGAGAAACGAACGAACCGCUGGUAGCAUUAAAAUCCGAGCCAUAAUAACGUGCACACGCGUGCAAACACCGACUAUUGCUCGCCCGUUGUCGCGAUAACGUUCAUGGAAAAACUACUGCUCGACUUUACGAUGAGCGAUAGCGGCAUAGGUGUGCAAUACGCGCCUCGACCGCGGGCAAAACUCGUACUACCUCGAAACUACCGUUCGACAACGUUCGUUCGAGGAAAAAAAAAAGAAAAAGAAGAAAAAGAAAAAUUCAGUUGAAAAGAAAAAGAAAAGAAAUCGCGAACGAUCCCAUAUUUCGUCGUUCGAUUCAUCCACGAUUCCCGAUAAAAACUAAAAACUUUCACCAUUCGUACCAUUUUCGAAACUUGCCCUGAGUCAUCGUAUCCCAAUCGCGAGCCGUUCAUCAAUAGGGGCCCAAACAAUGGCCCAAACGCGGCGAUCGUUUCGAGGCUUUAAUUAUCGCCGGCUGAGUUUAAUUGUCCAAUCGGACGCGCGACGAAUCCCCAACCGGUCGAAGGAGAACAAAUUGCAUUCCGCGAAUCACCCGAUCGGCACGCAAUUAUGCCCGAGAGACAGGUCGGCGGACAAUGUCUCAUAACUCAGCGGGCCGACUUCCUUAUGACUCCAUUGUGCCUCGCGCGUCCUUGCUCGAUGAUCGCGCGACGCGCCCUCCGCUCCGAACAGGAUGGCCGCUUGCCUCGUCCACUCUUCGACCAAGGGAUCGUCCCCGUGGCCGGUGUUUACACGUGUCGGCACCGCUCGAAAGGAACUCGUUCUCCUCGUGCAAACGACUCUGCAUUACCGGACGGGGUAUCACGGGUUACACGCGUGCGUGGGUCGUGUCGAGGGGAGCCUUUUUCCUCCUCUUCCACGCGCAGAGAGCGUGCGUGUGCGGCGUGUACGUGGUCGUCGGGACACGUGGGUGUCGUGCCCACCUUAUUCUGCAACGCGCUCACGUGUUACACCUUAGCUUUUUCCUCUGGAUGGAUAUCUUUCCUCUGGCAUCAUUGGAUCAUCGAGAGGGAAGAUGUGGAGAAAGGAUGUGGGGCGCCAAGUGUGCGUUGAAUUUGGUUGCCGAGCGUACGAAGAUGGGUUUAUUCGAUUAGGGGACACGUUUUCGCGAACGAUCUCUUCUUUUCUUCCCCGAAGCGAAAUUUUGUAAUGGACCUUCUCCUUCUCUGGGACAGAAGGGGAAGAGUUUUUACUUAAACGAAUAUCGUGUCGGGGAAGAAGGAGUUGUUCGUGAACCAGAUUGCGCUCGAACCAUCACUGCCGAUCUUGAUUACUCGAUUAUCGGUAUUAUCGCAAUUUCCGUUCCUCCUCGGCGAAGGCCGAUUGUUAAAGCGCCCGCCAAGAUGCUAAUAACGCAUUACGUUCUCUUUCAUUGGCAGCAGUGCUGCGCCAACUUGUCCAAGAACCGGUUGUUACAUCAAUCCGGAGUGACAGCCCAUUCAAAACUACUCUCUUCGUAGAAUUCAAAUGUUUCGUCUGGAAAAAAUUUUCUUCUCUCCUUCUCUCCCGAACACGUUUCAUAUCAUCGAUGCGGGCAAAUGUUGAAAAAUUCUUCUCGCUUAUUCGUCGAAUAUUCGAAAAUGAAUAUUCUUUUUCCAUUUAAAAACUUGCUCUUAAAUAAAAUAUAUUAAACUAUGAACUAAUUCCAAGAUUCGUAAAGUUGAAAGAUAUGAAGGAAUGGAAUAUAUUUUAAUCAAGAAAGAUAAUUCUCCGUCAACCGGUGUCCUACAAUUCGUACGAUCAUUCUUAAUAAAUGUAUCCAGGGCUAGCGGAAAUAAUCGUAAUCAAACCCGCAUGCCUUCCUCCGCAUGCCGUCAUCUUCCCACCGUUUCGUUAAAUUAUGGCCAAUCCUUUUUCGAGCGCGAGCAAGAAGCGAACGCAGCGAAAAAAUGGUGGACCACGAAAAAUAUCGGAGAACAAAGGACGAGCAUGGACCAAUUUCUCGUCCACCAGUUCAUAAUUCUUGCCGCCAAGCGCAAGGUCCGAUUGGUUACGCAAGCACAGCAGGCGUUCGGUCCGCAUCGCCGCGACUGCAGGGACUCCUGCUGCAGUUUAUAGCCCCCCUCCCCUCUCCAUGCCCCUCGUCUACAUUCCAGAGCUUCGGCCUCUUCCCCCCAGCGAAACCACCGCGACAAUAUUUGCGGGAAUUCGCGAAGAUAACCGAGGCGAUAAAAAGGAACGGUUAAAAUCUCUGCUGCGACGGUGGCACAUGGCUUCCAAGAUUCGAGAUGGCGGAAGAUGUAACCUCUUUCGGAAAAGAGGGGAAGAAAGAGAGAAGGAAAAACAUUAGCGAAAUGAAAAAAAAAGAAAGAGACGUUACUCGAAUUUAAACGGUUGAUUCACCGGCUCGGUGGAAAAGUUUGAAUAUAAUUCUUAUUUUAUAUAGAGCGAGGGGGAAAUUUGCAGGGGGAAAGUUUGCGAUAAUCCUUCGGAGAUUGGAAUUGUAAAAUACCUCUUUUCUUUCCUUUUUUUAAAUUCGUCGUGACGAAGAAAAAUUGUCAAUAACUCUUAUCAGGAGUUACGCAGGAGGAGGAACAUAACCCGCGGAAAGUUUUACGGAAACUUUCGUAAGCGAUUCAUCAUCCUUCUAACGGAACGAUACGGUAUUCCGUCGUUUCCUUCGUGGAAGCGCGAGAAAACGUAUUUUUAAAAACGUAAAAAUAUACAUGGAUGAAUCGAAUACCGAUAUUUUGACAGCGCAUCGUUUCGAGACACGGAUCAAAUCGAAAUCAGCCAAUUUUUGAAAGUUGAUUAAAUUGGAGAAAUUUAACUAAAUUUGCAAAAAAACCGCAGCCAAUCUCCGACCACCAUCGACUCUAAUUCCAACUCUAACUCCCGCUUCUUCUUCUUCGAAACGUUGAAACUAAAUUUCGACUCCCCGCGGGGAGGAGAGAAGCCUAAAAGCUUAAGCUGCGUUCCGCAUUCACGACGAAGCGAGCCACGGCGGAGAGGGGGAGCGAGGGGGGUCCGCGCGUGCACAUGCGACACACGGUCUAGCUUCUUGUUCCGCGUGAUCUCCGCGGCCAGUUGCGGUACGCGCAUACGUGCAGGCGCACGUUGGUCGAGCGAGAGUAGCUGGUCUCCACGAGCUGGGGACAUUUCCGUGCCCGGCGGAAAAUUGCCAAUUCGUCGAACGUCUUCGCCUCUCGUCCGCGCGUUUACGCUCUUGCGUGAUAUUCGAAUUUACGCGUUACGUGCUCCAUAUCCAUCCAUACGUGGCGGGAAUCAACUCGACUCGAACGUUUGAUCCCCCGCCGAAUUUCACCGCGCCUCCGAUCGCGAUUUAUUUUACGAUGGACGACGGGUUGAAGAGGAGCGCGAGUCCGUGGAUUCGAUCAACCGACCUUGUGUAACGCGUGUGCGUGUACGUCGGUAAAAUUGGCUCCGUUUGAUCGAAUUACGCUUCGUUCGUCGUCGUCGUCGUCGUCGUCGUAGUUUCUCUACGACACGACUACUACUCGCCCUGUGCUCGCCCGCUUUUACGAGCGUUUCGACGAUAAUUAAAUUGCAAUUUCGAAGAGAGGACACUUGAUGGAAGGGAGGCAGAGGGGCUGACAUUUAAAAUCGAGCACUCGAGGAGAAGCUUUCAAUUCAAUUAAGUCCGAUUCCUGAAUCCGGAGGGAGGGGGGACUGCGUCAUUAGCAUCCGUCGUCGUAAAAGUUUUAUUGUUUCGGGAGGGAAGGAGAUAGAGGAGAUCUGUAAAGGCGGCCUUUCUGAUAUCUUCUCUGGGAUCCUCGUCGGUGCGGAUUUCCUCGGAGCUGUAUGGAUAAAUAUUUACUAGAAAUAUCCUCUGUCCCGUCCCGUUGAGCGCCGGGGAACUGGCGGAGUGGAUCGUGAGCGCCGCGAUCUCUCCUGCUCUGCCAGUCGUUGUACGUGGAUACAUGUGAGAGCACGUAGCGCGCGCGAUUCCGUCCUCGUAGCUCGUGAGAAACUCGAUUCUCGCUCGCCUUGUUUUCCGCCGUUUCUGUGUUUUCGCUCGGUUCGACUCGAUAGAUCGAUCGAUCGAUCGGAUUAAGUGCGCACGGUGUUUCGAUCAGACGCGAUGAAUCACUCUGACCAAGUUAUAUUCUUUCUUUAUUUCCCUCCCCCUCCCCGUCCCGCCUCCCAUUCUGAAGAGGUUCGCGCGAGAAGAAAAUUUUGAAUUCGAUAAGAUACGCGGCUAUGCUUGUUGUUCGGAUAUCAUUAUUGCGCAACAAUUGGACUCGAUCGAAAGAAAAGACUCGUUGCGUAGUAAUUUUCAAUCCAAGUCCUCGUACUUCGAUCUUCCGUGUAUUAUUCGGCUCGCGAAUAUGUUUUACGUAUCGUGUCGAUUUUCUUCCACCUCCAAUCCUCUUAUUAACAAUUCCGAUUGCGGGCAAAAUUUUUCGCUAAAUAUUAAAUAUUUAAACGCUUUUCCUUUCACGAACAACAUUCUUUUCAACGAGUGCCUCUUACAGUUCAACAAAGAGACGAUAGAUAAGAGAAAUUCGUCAUCGGGACGAACGCUCGGCCGUUCGUGUGCGCUUUUUUUUUUUAUUUACAUAACAAAACUCGGGGCUAAGAAAAGGAAAGGAAAUUCCUUUACUUCUGGUAACCACGCUCUACGCGCUCGCACUUUCGUAUAAAUAUUUAUUCGCUGUACGCGCGCGGAUGCGGCGUUACGAAACGGAUCGAUUGUCCCCAUCCCCCUUCCCCCCCGAUUUCGCAACGGAGUACAAGUUGGCGUUACUCGUCGGAGAAAGAAAGGAAGAAAGAAAAAAAGAGAGAAGCGCGGCGAUAUUGUUUCAAUAUAGGGGGAACGUGGGCGCACGAUAACGGCACACGUGGCACACAUUUACGUGUGCGCGCAGGUGAAGCCUAUCCCGAUCGGUUUUCCGGGGAAAAGAAGAGGAGUAACGAGUGUUCGGGGUAACCUGAAUUUCUCGCGGUGAACGGGACAAAGCCGUUGUCAGCCGGGCAACAAACGGCGUCCAACGGUUAAAUUAGUGGAUCUGGCGAGCUUUUCACCCGCCGGUGCAAUCUCGAUCCCCGACCGGUCGAGCGAGAGAUCGUUUAUCCACCCUCGAGCUAUGUCCGGCUUCGUUCUCACGUGGAUAUCGUGCUUGGGUUUUGAACGCGCGAGAGGGGAGGAGGCUUGCAGGAGGAAAAAUGUGGUCGAGAAUUCUUGGGAUAUUGGGAUAUCGGGACAGAAAGGAUGUUUCGAAGCCCGACCGGCUUGAAAUUUGAGAAAUUGGGAGUUAAAGUUUCUGGUUUUUAGGUUAUUUAUCAAAUUAACUACCGCUUUGUCGAUUGUUUUCCAAUUAUUGUUUGGAUGUUUGAUGUUCAUUUCGAAACUGGUAGAAUUAGAAUUCCAGUUAGAUUCUAAGCGAUUCGAUCUUGCGAACUUUGAUCGGUGUUUAGGUUUUCUUUUCCAACGGAGAGCAGCGAUUUUGGAGGCGAGACAGUAAGUUUCUCCCCCUCCCAAUCACGGGAAAGAUUAAAGAAAGUAAUCCUUUAGGAGGAAUCCAAGUUUCCUCUGGAAACUCUUGGACGUUCUCGUGAUAAAUAGGAAUUGGACGAGACAUAAGUUUUACUUAAAAAAGUGAAACUAAAAGCAGACCCGCUGUUUGCAAAAGCGAAACAGCUGUGCAAACACAGGCCCGACCAAAUGCUGGAAAUUUUUCCCUACCCAAAAAUUCCUCCGCUUUACGAAUUCUGUUGGCGAAUUUCUCUCCGCUUUCUAACUGUAACGCCUGCCACUGAUCCUAUCGAGUUCGUUCGCUCGCCAAAUCGCGGUACUCUCCUCUACGGGAUCCUCUACGAAUGAACAAAAGUUGUCUCGGAUCGACGAAGGAAUCUCCGUGUCUCGUAUCGAACCCCGUGAGAAAUUCGCGUCGAUUUCUCCUCCGCUGUGUGUGAUUGAGAAACCGUACACGUUUUACACGCCCUUACCGGUAUCAAUGGCCGGUAUCGAUCGAAAUCUUAGCACCGGUCUGAAAUACGAGAUGCCACGGAGGAACGGUCGAGUCGAGAGGGGAAAAAGGGAGGUCGGUAAUUUGGCGUGGGCGGCAGGGUCAGUUGGAGGGAUGACAAGUGGGGGUGUCCAAAUAGCGGGUCGAGCGCUUGGAAUUCGCCAGGGAUCGAUUCGAUUUAAUUAAACUCUUGCCGAAUUCCUGGACACCUCGUCGCUCGAGCACCGUUAGGCUCGUCACGUGCGGAUACGCGUAAUCCCUUCGAUCAUCGUCGUUUCGCCUCGAAUUUCCCAAUUUCCCUCUACGUGCUCGUCGAGAAAUUUGGGAACGAUUGGGAACAGAGUUGAACUCGUUGUUGAUCGAAUAUUGUAACAACUCAGGAUGUUAUCAGGGAGGAAUGACGCGAGAGGAUGAUGUUGUUAGAGGAAGAAAAUUGUCGAUAAUACGAUACGGUAAUUGAUAAUUAAUGAUACUGCUCGCGUAAUGACACGAGGAAUAGCUCUCGAAGAAGUCGAUACGGAGAACUGGAACAACGAGUAUUAAAGUGGAUCAAGCGGUGGUAAUAAGAAAAAGUAUUAUCGAUCUUUUUCCAAUGUAAGAAAAAUAAAACUCUUCUUUACCUGGAAAAAACACAUCCUUGAAUCCUCGAGAAAAAAAAAAAGAAAAAUCAUCGAUACGAGAACGUUAACCUAUACCUCGUUAACCUGCAAUCUGUCCCGUACCUUGAGCGCCGUCCCGCUUCGUCAGAGUGUUAUUUCACCGCGACGUAAAAGCCGUUGUUCUGUCGCGAAAGAGGACGCGCCGCGAAUCGAUAUCGGUUUCGGGAAGGACCUGGUGCCCUAUCUGCGCCAAGUCACGCGAAUCCAGGGCGUGGACGGAAUCGCGGAUGGGCGAAAAAUCUCGAGUCCUCGAUCCGUAAAACCCCGAUCUGUGAACGAAUCGCUCAUAUCCGUUCUCUUUCGUUGGCAGAAUUCGUGUCACCACGCUCGCCGAUGCUCCACGUUUCGUUAAUUAGCGCUCGGCCGGGCAGAGAGGGGAGGACAAGCGGCCAUUCCUCGCUACGAUGUCGGCUCGAGCGAAAAGUGAGGGCCGAUCGUGCGAUAUGGGCAUUAGCUUGCGACCUUCCGUCGCAGUUUUCGCCUCGCGUCAUCGACUAUUUGUGUAUCUAAAAAGACGUAGCGGAUUCUGAGGUGGAGGGAGAGAGGCGGAGAGAGUGAGAGGGAGAAGAAGAGAGGGAGGAGGAGAGAAGAGGAACGGUAGCCGUGGCGAGAGGAUAUAAAGAAGUUCCGUCUCGUCGAGUUGGUUGAAGAUAGAGCGGAUAAUUCGGCCGACUUCUGGGCAAACUCGAUGCGAGGGAAUGCCCGCGGGAUGAAGGCAAAGCUGUCGCGAAAAGAACUGGAUGAUCUCUUUAGCGAGGGUGCUAGAUUCCGGGAUACCUCGCAGCAAAUCCAUAAGCAAUGGCAGGCGGAUCCGGCACGAGCGUUUCCAACAGUUGGCACCGUUGGCACCACAGGCUCGAUCUCACCGACGUCGGGCGAAAUUUCAACCCCGAAUUCGACGCCCAGCCCAAGCCCUAGCCCCACUAACAGUCAACAAGUCGCGCAUAAUGGGGGUUACGAGACUCAACCGAAGAAUGUUAACACCAUCUCGAGAAGCAAGCAGCAGCAGCAACAACAACAGAUUCAGACGUCCUCGUCGACGACGACACCCGCGAGGACGCCAGGCGUCGGGGCGGACGCGACGACGACAGGAUCCGGGAAAGGCGGUGGCCGUGUGACGGAAGUGAUGGAGCUUUGUUACGUCACCGAAAGAAUCAUCGCGCUCUGGUACAGGGAGGAUGCGCAGGGAGUCCUCGAACACGCUACCGCUCUUCUGCGUGGAAAGCACGCUGAUAAUUAUAUGAUAUUCAAUCUUUCGUCGCCGGGUCGUGCGGGAGAGCCAAACACGAGGGAAGCGGGAUGGCCUCAGGGUCUGGCGCCCAGUUUGGAAAGAUUGUGCGCCCUGUGCAAGGAGCUGGACUCCUGGCUGAACGGGGCUCCGAAUCGCGUGGUCGUCCUCCACGCCAGGGGAAGCAAAGAACGAUUGGGUGUGGCUGUGUCCGCUUACAUGAACUACAGCAGCAUCUGCGGCGGACGUGAUCAGGCGUUGGACAGGUUUGCUAUGAGGAGAUUCCUCGACGACAAGAUUGGAUCCCUGCAGGUUCCCUCGCAUCGAAGGUACAUCAAAUAUUUCAGCGGACUUUUAUCAGGCUCCUUAAGGAUCAGUCAAUCCCCGCUCUAUUUAACGCAUCUCACCGUCCUCGGCGUUCCGCUCUUCGAGCCCACGGGUUGCCGGGCAUUCCUCAAGGUCUACGAAGGUCUGAAUCCCGUCUACACCUCGGAUCUCUACUCCGUGACGAAUGCUCGCGAGUUCACCGUGAAUCUCGGGGGUCUUCGUCUGAGGGGAGACAUUCUGGUGAAAUGUUACCAUAGAGUGUACUCGAAGCAGAGCCGGGAAGUAAUGUUUUCCCUGCAGUUCCACACCUGCGUGAUUACGGAGAACGUGGUCUCCUUCCCUCGAUCGGAGCUCGACGUCGCCUGCGACGACCCGAGGUGUCCACCCGACAGCGUGGUCACGCUGUACUUCGCUACCGACGCCAAACGUCAGGACGGGCCUGUACCAGCGCCGACGCCCGCUGUUCCCCACGCCUCGGCUCAUCACGACCCCAUCCUCCACUGGGACAGCUACACGAAUCUCGAGAUCAGCGACGACGGACGGGAAACUCCAUUAUCACCGCCACCACCUUCGAGCUCCUCCGUUCAGACGUCGCCUCGCGGAUUGGGUUACACCUGCGGUCCCAUAGAUGGAUCCCUGUACGCUGUGGUACACCAGGGUGCUGCCGGUGGUGCCCGUGGCUCGCCAUUGACAGUUUCCAUGGACAGCGGAAUUAGCAGCGCCCCGCCACAACGACCUAGCCCGCCCGAGCCGGAGCCGGAUAACCAGGCUCACGGCGAUCUCGAUAAACUGCUCCAUGAUAUGAUGCUCACCGUCGAGUCGAUGCCGGAUCCCCCAACAGAGGAUUACAGAACGGACAGGAGCGAGAAGAUGUACAUUCAAGAAACUCGCAGCUAUAGCAGCCAUGCGAGCAGCCAUUCCCCCUCCACUUAUUCGACGCUGAAGGAUUCGUACAGGAAUUACAGCGGCGGGAAAGAAUCGAGCCCCCCGUACAACUCGAGCAGCAGUUACAGCACCCUGAAGAACGAAUAUCGCGAGCCGCCCACCAAGAUGGACCAUCGAAGGGACGAGUUCGAGUAUCGCGUAUCGCCCGACCGAAAGAUCGAAUCCUCGACCGAUCCGUACAGGAAGCACGGUGACUCGUUCUCGCCACCUGGAAACAUCGAUUACAUAGACGAGGAUAUACCUUAUCACGCCAGGCAGACGAGUCAACCGUUCUCUUACGGCGCCACCACCGACAUGCUCAAACAUCAGAAACUUUCCUCCCCCUCUUUGGUGAGGAAGGCGUCCGUACGCGGCACCGCGCCCGUCGUCGAUUUCGAGGACAUUCUCGGGGAGAACUCGAGGAGACCCGUCAGCCCUUUGAGCCCCAACACCCCCGAUCCUCCGCCAGAAUUCGCCAACGGCUCUGCUAAGAACGCCUCGGAUCACGUGGACGGAUUAUCAUGGUUGAGGCAACAGCAGUUGAAACUUGCCGCGAGGAGGGAUGAAAGAAACCCGGGGAAACUUUGGCGACAAGAAACCGGAAAUCGCGUGAUCGGCGAGCUGAGAAGCUUGCAGAGGGGAAGGAUGAGGCACGACGGAUACGCCAGCGAUUCUGCGGUUCUUGACGACGAUGAGGACACGUGGCUUAUCAAUUCCACUUCCGGGCAGUCACAAUCGAGGGCAGCGCUUUACACAUCCGCGCCGGCGAGCCCGUUGCUUCCGCAACGGUCGAGCAGCCGGAAGUACAACGGUACCACCGGAACCGGUACCCUGGGACGGCCACGGGCCGAGAGCGUGAACGAGCGUCCCUUCAUGUCCAUGAAACGAGCAUACGAAUAUCGCAAAUACAGCAACAACCAGAGCCCUCCGACAUCCCCCCGCUCAGGCUUAGCAAGCACGCGACCCUUAGGAUUAGCAGUGCAGCUACAAACAUCGUUCAUUAACACGGACAAGCCUCAACCACCAAGGCCAGAGUCGCGUAGCGACAGCUUUGCUCGCGCUGACGCUUUGUUGCGCGAGCACAACAGGCAGCAACAACAGCAGCAGCUGGCCGCGGUCAACACGGAGCAACAGAAACAACCGAUUGGCCAAGAUUUCGCCACGACCAUGCCUCGUAACUCUCGACCGGAAUCGAGAAAUCGAAUCGUGUGUUUGAGCUCGACCACGUUGGCCGGAAACGUUGAAAGGACCACCGACCACGUGGACGGAGGAUUGUUGACGAUGGUCGAUCAGCAACAAUCGAGCGCGCGCAACAAUCCGGACCCUCUCGUGAGCCUCAUUCAAUCAUUGGCUGAAAUUUCGCCCAUUCGAUCAUCCCAUACGGUGACUAACAGCAACAAGACAGACACGAACGAUCAUCACGCGCCGAGUAUAGGCGCGGCAACCACCACCACUGCGAGCAGCAACGUUGUUAACGCCAUCACUAAUUGCUCCCCUAACCAGUCGCCCAAAGCAUGGCAGAAUUGCACCCAGUCGCACAAUGACUCCGCUUCAUCGUGGACCGAGAGGAGCGUAAGUCCCGGAAGCGCGGUGGUGAGCAGCGCGUCGAGGCCUCAAACUCCGGCAUUUCCGGUGCAUCCUCGGACCCCGUACGUGAACAACUCCUCGCCCACGGUCACGUUCGCGGCUGAUCGCUCUUACGGCACCAACGCCACAUACAACGUGAACAACAACAACAAUAAUUUAAAUAACGUCGAGGCAGCCGGGAACAACAACAACAACGUCGGAAAUUACGCGAGCGAACGAACGAUCUACAUCGAAGAACGAAGAGAAGUCUCGAAAGAGACGGGGCUUCCACCCAAGAGUCCGACAACACAGAGACGCUUGAGUUUCCCGGCAAGCGGGCCACUUAAACAAACGCAUAACAAACGAUGGCCGCUCACUAACCAAUCGGCGUCGUUCGACUAUAGCAAGGACCGAUCUGUUUCUCCGAUAAACGAGCCAACGAUGCAACAGUCGCAAGCUGUCUCGCGCAGCCCUGGUACUCCGACCCAUAUCGAAUUCGCCCAAAGUCCUAAGAGUGCCACGUCGUACACUUCCAUAAACAGCGGUGGCCAAUCGUCUCCUCAGGUGCAGUAUUACGGUUCAAGACGGUCCAGUGUACACUCGAACACCGAGCCUCAAGAAGUGGCCGACGUGAACGUGAAAUUCGUGCGCGACACGAGCAGAAUCUGGUACAAACCUAACAUAUCUCGGGAGCAAGCGAUCUCGAUGCUGAAGGACGCAGCGCCAGGGACGUUCGUCGUCCGGGACAGCAAUUCCUUCCCAGGGGCCUUUGGACUCGCCCUGAAGGUGGCGACCCCGCCUCCAGGUGCGCCCAGCAGUCCCAGGGACCCGUCUAGCGAGCUGGUCAGGCACUUUUUAAUCGAGCCCACCUCGAGAGGCGUCAGAUUAAAGGGAUGCGCCAACGAGCCGGUUUUCAGCUCGUUAUCGGCGUUGGUUUACCAGCACAGCUUGAUGGCGAUGGCUUUACCUUGCCCGCUCUUGCUCCCAGAACCGGAAGCUGCAGCCAGAGCCCUUGAUUCGCCAGGGACGAACAGCACGCAGCAACUGCUCGCACAGGGUGCAGCCUGCAAUGUUUUGUACCUGUUCACCAUGGACAUGGAAUCGUUGACCGGGCCUCAAGCCAUCAAGAAGGCAGUGACGACCAUGUUCGAGCAAAAGCCGUUGCCCGCCGCGACCAUAGUUCAUUUCAAAGUUUCCACCCAAGGGAUCACUCUGACGGAUAACGCGCGAAAGUUGUUCUUCCGUAGGCAUUAUCCCACGAAUAAUAUCAGUUAUUGCGGUUUGGACACGGAGGAGCGCACCUGGGAUUUCGCCAGCGAGGAGACCGGCCGAUCGGUCAGCGCCCAUCGAUGUUUCGGAUUCGUUGCCAGGAAACCGGCGCACAAAUCGGACAACCAGUGUCACGUGUUCGCCGAGCUAGAACCGGAACAACCAGCCACGGCCAUAGUGAAUUUCGUGAACAAGGUCAUGAUGGGCAACUCCAUAGCGAAGGCCAACAUCGUGUAAAUCGUUUUUUAUUCGUCUCACGCGUCCUCCAAGAUGCAUGAAUAACGGUUUUUCGUCUUCGAGGCCUGACAAGAAUCGAUGAAAAAGAAAAAGAGAAGAAAAGAAAAGAAAAAAAAAACCCAUAAAAGCGCGAUUCAUCGCGAAGAAUGAAUACAGCUUGACCGCCGUUUCACCGAGAAGAAAUAUAGUUAUAUAUGUAUGAGCGUGCUGUUCGUUCGAAAACGACGAUUAGUUUGACUCUCGUCGAUAGAUGUUGGCGCGUUGUUGAACGUAGAGACAGAGUCAGUAGAGCAUGAAAACGUUCUAAGCAAAACUAUUAGGUAGAGAUUAGAACGAUAGGGAAUUGAUUCGUUAUUGUUCUAAACGGAAGAGGUUUAUAUGAUACGAUAUAUAUAUAUAUAUAUAUACAUGAAACUCGAUUCCAUCCUCCGUGUCGGUGUGAUCACACGUUUCAUCGCAGAAGAGAAUGAAAUUAAUUAAUUAGAACGCGACGAUCGUUACUACUCGUUGUUUACAAUUAUUAAUAGGUGAUAGUAGAGUAAUAUAAAAUACCCGGAUACCCGGAGCAAAGUACGAUGGCGGGAUUGCAACUUCCACGUGUUGUAUUGCGUUGUAUUUUUGUAUGGAAAAUAUUCGAGGAUAUCUUUACCUUAAGAAUUAUUAUCACGAAUUAUUCCUCUAUAUACAUAUUUUCUACGAAUUUUUUACGUCUACUUAACUCCACCUCCACCAGAGGAUCUACUGCUACCAAUGUCAACCGCAUCGCGAUCGAAAAGCAAUCUAUCUAGAGCCACUAUUGACUAGCGUCCCGCUGAUAUCGAUUUCGUUUUCUUUCUUUUCUCUCUCUCUUUUUAUAAUCGCAAUCAUUAUAUAUUCGUUCAGAGACGAAGUUACAGAACACGACGUUAUACUUUGCUUCCACCACGAGAUACACCGUUGCGCGAAAACGCGUAUUAUUGCAAGCGAACGUACCGAUAGUUGGUAGCUAUAGUUGACGAGUUAAUCGACCGUGCUCUGUGCGGGAAUCUCGGAAAGAUCGUCGCGCGUUCGAAGCGCAGUCUCGCGAGUACGUGUCUCGAUCGCAGAAGAUAAUAAUAAAAAAAAGAAAAAAAGAAUAGUUUGCACGCGUAUGUACGUACACAUUGUUAUAAAAAAAAAAAAAGAAAAAAAAAAGAAAAAAGGAAAAGAAGAAAAAAAAAAGAAGAGGAAGAUCGCAAGAAAAUAUAGUUGAAUAUAUUAUAUAUAAUAUAUAUAUAUAUAUAAUAUAAUAUAUAUAAUAUAAUAUAUAUAUAUAUUAUUAACCACGUUAUACGUUGAGACUCUCGAGUAAUGUUUAUCGAAGAAAAUGUUACGUCGUUGUGCGGAGCCGUGCCUGUGUAUCGUAGCCCGCCAUGUUCCACGAGAAAGCAGCGGUUCAACGUUACGUUACGAUGGUAAAACGUUCUAUAAAUAAACUGUAAAUAAGUUGAAACACGAGAAAGUAUGAAAAACACAGUGUCGGGCGGAAGGGAGGAGGAGACAAUCCGAAAGAGCUCACCGAGAUAAGAAUCGACGAUAAAGGUCGAGGAAUAAAAUGGGGGGAGGGGAGGGGGAAAAAGAAAAAAAGGAAGAGAAAUUUUUAAUUUUUUUUCUUUUUUUUUUCUCUUUUUUUUUUUUUCCUUCGAAACGCGUCAACGUGACGGAACUGAAUAUAAAUAAACGAUACUCGAUGAGAAGUAGAGAGCGGUAUCGAAAUCGAAACAUCACAUUUUGUUUGGUGACUCCCCGUAGGUUCUUGCCAUUUGAUUCGUCCUCGCGAGUGACGUCCUCCUUCGUUCGUCUAGAAAAAAAAAAAAGAAAAAGAGAAAGAAAAAGGAAAAAAAUUGGAAAAUAUGCGUCGACGAAGGAAGAUGAGAUCGGCGGGGACGACGACAAGCAGUCAAUUAUCACGGAAAAAAAAAUCGUUAUACGUGUAAUUACGACAAUACCGUGCCACGAGAGGAUCCACGAUAUAAGAAAGAAAAAAAUAAAAUAUCGUUUAUCGUCGUUCCUCGACGUCGCGAAAAUUUUUCCUUUCCUACUUUCCCUUCGUCUUCUUUUUUUUUCCUACUGUUCUUGAACUGCAAGAUCGAGAAGAUCAGUCUGGAUCUCGUUGCAAGGAUCUCCCUCUUCUUUUAUCCAAUCCGAUCGUCGAUGGAUGGACGGAACGAAGAUCGAGGGACUUUUCUUUUUUUUUUUUUCUUCGUCAUAGACACCGUGCUGCUAGUCAAAAUUCGAUGUGUACACUCGAACGAACGGGAAAAACGAAUUCUGAGACAAGAUACAGAUCUCGAUCGCAAGAGAACAAUCGAUCCGAAGAUUUUUCUUCUCGAUCAAUCUCCUCUAUUUUCUUCCUCGAUGCCGUUCCCCGUGGCCGAGUUCCUCCGGCCGCGUGGCGCGAUCAUUCUCCCGUCUCUUUGUAUUGUGUAUGUUUCAAUUUCUUUUCGUACAAGUGGAAAGCCGACUAACAGAGUAACAUUAAUUUAACACCAGUCAUUAUUAUAAUAUAAUUAUUAAUUAUUAUUACUUAUUUACGCUCUAUCAUUACGUACAUUCACGCAAUAAUUGUAUUGCCGCAAUAUACCGGGGAACACCCGGGUAAUGCUCUUAUAGUUGUAAACGAUAAUAAAUCAUAUUCGCAGCGUAA